Molecule: messenger RNA, 1860 nt
Organism: Closterium sp. Naga37s-1
Lineage: Eukaryota; Viridiplantae; Streptophyta; Zygnematophyceae; Desmidiales; Closteriaceae
Source: the annotation of a GenBank genome assembly
AUGUGGCAAGCCCUCGAGGUUUACGACUGGAUGGUUCGCGAGAACCGUGCUCAACGCAGCACGCGUCGACUCACCCUCGUCAUCAUGGACCAGCGGCUCGGGCAGCUUUUACAAGAAGCCUGCCCGACGGAAAACAUUUUGCGCCUGGUGGUGCGCAUGCUGGAGCUGGAGCUCCUGCCGGACCUUCCGCUCAAGCGGAUGCUGGCGGAGCAACUGUGGGAUCGCGGGGACUUGCCGGCGGUUGUGCGACUGCUCCGGAUUCUGCAGGAAUCGGAGUGUUUUCACGGCGACGGCGCUGGUGUGACUUCGGGAGGAGGAGGUGAGGUUGCGGAUUUGGCGGUGAGGUUGAGAAGCCAAAUGGACAGGUCGAUUAAAGACGUCAAAGACGGACGGAUCGAAAGCGUUGCGGGGCAGCCUAAGCUGCCGCCGCUGACGCUGCAGGGGGAUACUAUCCGGUCUGACCAAUCAGUUGUGGCCAUGUCGUCAUCUGUUGUGGGAGGAGUCGCCCCUUCGUCGCCCAUCUCCGCAACGGCUACCAGCUCGGCAGCCGAAGCGGACAGGAUGGCGGGAGGUUCGGCUGGAGGCUCGGCAGGAGGUUCGGCAGAAUCGUCUUCCGGGUCGUGGCUGCUGGCGGAAGGUCCAGAGGAGCGGAAGGACCGCCUCAUCCGAGAGUUGCGCGAACGGGUGGCGGUUGAGCUGGCUGGCGCAAAGGGGGAGGGGGCAGGGGGGGGUUCUGUUUACGGGGAGAGCGCGGAGGCCCAAGCGGGAGGUUCGGAUUCGGUUUCCGCGGGCGCUGAUACCGCGGAUGCGGUUGCGGAGAUUGGGGAGGACCUGGGGGGGUACUUGGCGGAACGAGCUCUCGCGCGCGCGCAGUUCCGCGAGGUGCUGGCGCUUCCGCGGCUGUUGCGCGAGGGCGGCGUGGAGGUGUCGGUGGUAGCGUACGAGGCGGCGCUGAUUGCGGCGGUGAGGGAGCAGGAGCUGUGGACGAUCAACGUGGGGGAUCUGCAGGUGAUGCAGUAUGAGAGCGCCGUGGGAGCGCUGUCGCCGCUCGACUGCAUGCUCAUGGAGCUCGCCCAGGCGACUCUACAGAACGAGGCGCAGCAGCUGGUGGCGUGGUUCGAGGAGCACUGCGCGAGGGAGCUGGCGCGCGUGCAGGCGUCGGUGCGUGACGUGCAGCAGGACGUGAUACAGAAGUGGGCGUGGUUGCCGCACGAACAGCGCGCCAAGCUGGUGCAGGCAGCGACGGAGAGGGAGGAACAGGUGGCGAGGCUUCUCAGCGACGCACAGGCGUCUGUGCAGCAGAAGAUGGUCGCUUUCUGGUUCGCUGCGCAGGACGCGGACCGAGCGGAGGCCGCCAUGUGGCACGCCCUUGAGCUGGCAGCUGAGGCCGGUGGUGACAUGGCAGUGGAUGCUGACGUGGCGGCCAGCAUUGCAGGGUUGCAUGGGUUUCAGGGGAAUCACACGGCUCUCAGAAGGCUGCGGCAUCGCAUGCAGCAGGCGGGGAGUCCGUUGGACGAGAACGCAUACACGCUGAUGGUGGCAGGAGCCAUCAACGGUGGCCAUCUCGAUGUUGCCGCUGCCUCCAUGCAGGAGAUGGUGGAACGAGGCAUGGAGCCCAGUGGCCCCCAGCUGUCCACGCUGCUGCGCCUGCUGCAGCGCCGGGAUGGCCUGGGCGCUCACAGCAAUAACCACAGUGGUGGCAGUGGGGAAGCUGACAUUGAAGAUGCAGAGGGCCAUGGGGCAUCAGUGGAGUCGUACCUGUGUCUGUGUGCAACGCUGGCUGCAGCAGGAAUUGUGGAGCCGUGUCUCGUGUACCUCUACAUUGAUGCCCUCCGCCUCUGCAUCAUUCGCAUGCUCUAA